Molecule: messenger RNA, 2375 nt
Organism: Didymodactylos carnosus
Lineage: Eukaryota; Metazoa; Rotifera; Eurotatoria; Philodinida; Philodinidae
Source: the annotation of a GenBank genome assembly
CAGACUCUUUUCUUUCAAAAGCUCUCUGUUUUGAACCUUCGGUUUUUUUCAGUUUUUGGCCUGUUUUGACCUGAAAAAAGAACUUUUUCCAAACAAAUUAUACAUGGUUAGAAUCAGCACGUUGCGGCGCAUCUAUCAAUGCAAUAAAAUCGAAAAAAAAAGCGCUCGAAUGUUGAAUUUCCGGAACCUUACAAUAUACUUAAUAACACAACUAAGGACAAAUAGAUGUUUAUCUCUAGAUAGAGAAGUUCUUAGUAAUCAGAGAUCAAGAUUUAUGUGUAUUUGCGGGUGUAUGGUUAAGAGUUUUCACUAUAGGAUAGAUUGUAGUGAACGAUAUAACACAUAGUAUAGAAAAUAGUGCUGACUGUUUCUACGCAUCCACAUACACAAAUAUUCGAUCUACAUCAGUUCCUUUUGAUGUAAGUCAUCUUAAAGUGUCGAAAAAUUAGCUCGAAUUCUAUUGAAAACCACGUCGAUGAAAUGAUCGACAUUGUAUACACGGUAGUGAGAUAUUUUGAUAUUAUAAAACAUACAAAUUUUUUUAAGAGGUAUAUUUAUUCUAUAUGGUCAAGAAGUAUUGAACAUUUACUUUUAAAGUAUAAGGAAAGAAUGAACAGAAUCUAAAGUUCUUUGUUUAAAAAUAAAAUCUGCGUAAAAAUAUAUGGAACGGGAUCUCUACGUUAAAGAUAAACAUUCGGGUGUUGUGGAGCAUUUCCUGGAAUAAUAAAAAUCAAUUUAUGCAUAUCAUACUGUUUUAGUAAAUCCAUCUAAUCUAAAAUAUCUAGCACUUCUCUUUACUUGACAAGUAUACUGUACCUGAAACAAGAAGAGUGACACAGUAUUUGCAGAUGUACAAUAUAUUUUUCGCAGUGUCAGAUUCUGAAGAAUAAAUUAUGCUACAAUGCUUUUCCAUCGUGGAUAUACCUUCACAAUUUCUUUUGCAUGUUUUGUAACAAAAGAUAUGGAGGGCAAGUUAGGUAGUUUUGCGUUUCACGGUAGAAUCAAUGGAUUUUCAACGGAAAACGUAUCAGUGAGUUAUCCGAAAUUUUUUCCACCAUUUUGUUUUCUGAAAUUGUGAUAAGGGGUUUGUGAGACUCUUGGUCCUCCGCAGGAUUUUUGAAAACUUUUUUCCUUUGAUUUUUUCGAAGAUCGGUUAGAUGUGAAGUUUAACACUAAUUAUGAAUAUCAUGUAACAAUGAAAAAGUUGAAUUUUCAUGGUGAAAAGUGGUUUUUUGCUAUUUUCGAACUAUUUUUCGGAUUUGAAAAAUGUUUCAGAAUGUGCAGCAAUGUUUACUGUUCGCAAUAUGAACUUCAAACUAAUAUCUGUGUGUAUUAGUCGAAAAAUUCAAGAUUAGACUCUAAAAUCGAAAAAGCAUAAUUUAUCUCAGUAUUUGUCCGUUGUAUUAGAAGAAAAACUUGAAACAAUACGAGAUUUACACUAUGAAUGUAAUUUUCACUGCUCCAUCGAAUGACAAAAGUUUAAAAAACAAAAGAGAUAUAUGUUUUUUGGAAUUUAGGAUUUACGUGAUUUUUAAGCAGGUUUUUGGAGCUAGUUCGUAAGUUUCGUCAUUCAUACAACUUUUAAUCUCAAAUGCAGCAGAUAAAAAGUGAAUUGAACACUAGGUGUUUCAUUUUACAGAAAUUUCCUGGAACUCUGUAUUGAGUCACGAACAUUUUUUAAUAAACUAUUGAUUAGAGUUUUGAUUGUUAAAAAAUCAGAAAUCGUAAUAAUUUGUGCUAUUUCUCUUUUAGGUGGAAAUUUCGCUGCUGUGUUAGCUCAACGUUUUGUUGACGAGGGUUAUUCACCAAAAUCACAAGUAUUAAUCUAUCCUGUUCUUCAGUUUUUUGAUUGUAUGUUACCAUCUUACAUGAAAAACAAUGCUCAAAUAUUUCGCUAUGGAAAUAUGGCCGAUAUUCUAUCCAUUUACUUAAAUAAAACAAUCACUUCCGAUAUCUUAGGCAAUAAUCAUACAACGCCUAAAGUGAAAAAGCAAUUUGAAAAAUAUGUAGAUUGGUCUCUUAUCCCAUCCAAUUUACGUGAUGGAAGAAAUCCAGUAGAACCCAAUUAUGGUAGUGAAGAAUUAUAUGAAAAAGUACAACAAGCGCUUACUAAAGACAUAUCACCGUUACUCGUUGAUGAUAAACAUUUAAAAAAGUUACCACCUACCUAUAUAGUAUCGGUUGAUCAUGAUAGACUACGAGAUGAAAGUUUUAUCUAUGCAAAGCGACUAGAGAAUGUUGGUGUCAAAGUUGUACAUCAUCAUUAUGAACAUGUAUUUCAUGGUGCAUUUAAUUUUCUCUACGGUUCAACAGGAUUAAAAGUAGCCCAUAUAAUGAUGAACAAUACUGUGAAAUAUCUUCUAGAAAAUAUUUAA